AUGGGUUUUGAAAUUGGAGGGACAAUAGAGAAGGUGAAUGGGAAAGAAUUAAGUUAUAAUGAGUUUGUAGAGAGGUAUUUAUCAAAGAACCAACCAGUUGUUUUAACAGGUUUAAUGGAUGAUUGGCGGGCUUGUAAAGAUUGGGUCUUUGAUAAUGGAAAACCCAAUUUGAAAUUCUUCUCGACCCACUUUGGCAAUUCCAAAGUUCAGGUUGCCGAUUGUGGUACUAGAGAUUUUACGGAUCAGAAGAGGGUAGAAAUGACUGUUUCUGAGUUUAUUGACCAUUGGACUGAUGCGAAAGAGUGUGGUGGUGCAUCAAAUUCAUUUCAAGAGGAUAAUGGCAAGUCUGUGCUAUAUUUAAAGGACUGGCAUUUUGUAAAGCCAAUUGCAAGUGGCAACUAUCUGGCUUGCAUGAUCGUUCCCAGCAAUCUGUUCCCUGGACAACUCUUUUUUACUUACAGAGCCCUGCAACUUAACACUGUAGAACAUAGUGUCGGAUUGGAUUUGCUUUUGAGAGACUACAAGGAGGCUAAGGAGUAUAUAGAGGACAUCCGUGAUAUCUCUGAUGAUUUCGAAGGUCUAUGCCAACGCAAUCUUGCAGCUAACACAGCUGGAAAUCAUGGCUUCUUCUUGGAUUUGAUGGAAAUGUUAGAUGAUCCCAACUUUCUUCAACUGUGCAUUGAUAUGGGCAGAACAUAUGGGAUAAUACAUGAGCAACAGAAUUGUAGUUGUGAUACUAAGAAAGCUUGGAUGGUUGAAUUUUUAGACUGCAGUUCUCAUAUACAUAAUCUUGAAGAUCUUGUUAAGUUCAUUGACUAUUCUGUAGCAAAACUCACUGCUACUUUCUGUGAGGAAAAGUUUUUGGAGUCUGGAUUGAAUAGCUGGCCUCUCGUUGAAGAUCUCAAUGACGAGGCCUUGCAAUUUUCGCUUCUGCAAAACCAAGGCUAA
This is a messenger RNA of Dovyalis caffra, 948 nucleotides long. NCBI's taxonomy places the organism in Eukaryota, Viridiplantae, Streptophyta, Magnoliopsida, Malpighiales, Salicaceae. The record is from the annotation of a GenBank genome assembly.